CCUAAAACCCCAGGUUACGGUUUCAACGAAUAAUAUAAAUAGUGAGCAACAUCCCCCAGUAGAUUUUCACAAGCAUUAUAAGCAGCCCUCGAAUUUGUUGUUCACAAAACCCUACGCGUCCUCACUCAAUUAACUGCCAUGGAUAUUGAAGAGGACAUCAAGGCACUGCAGCUUGAUUCAUCCGCUGAAGAUAGUGUGGCGGUUAAUGUGGAAGACGGAAGACCCGAUGAAGCUAUAAAACGUGAUAAAACUGAUGGAGAUGAUAGUGUUAUGACAGAAGAGAGGAAGCCAGAUGAUGUUGAAAAACCUGAUAUGCCGGAAGAUGAGUUGAAAGAUGAAGCACAUCCAGACUUAAAGCCAAAGCAUGUCGAGCCAAAGGAUGUCGCUGGAAAAGAAGCUUCACCCUCGGAAGAUACUCCGGGGGAGGUUGAAGCCAAUAAAAAGAGGCACCUGAAUGUGGUAUUUAUUGGUCAUGUGGAUGCUGGAAAGUCGACUAUUGGAGGACAAAUACUAUUACUUAGUGGUCAAGUUGAUGACCGUACUAUACAGAAGUACGAGAAAGAAGCGAAGGAUAAAAAUAGAGAGAGCUGGUAUAUGGCCUAUAUUAUGGAUACAAAUGAAGAGGAGAGGGUGAAGGGAAUAACAGUUGAAGUAGGAAGAGCGCAUUUUGAAACAGAGACAACAAGAUUUACAAUUCUGGAUGCCCCGGGUCAUAAGAGCUAUGUUCCCAAUAUGAUCAGUGGAGCAUCUCAAGCUGAUAUAGGUGUGCUGGUUAUAUCUGCUAGAAAGGGUGAAUUUGAAACUGGAUAUGAAAGAGGUGGGCAAACACGUGAACAUGUUCAACUGGCAAAGACUCUAGGGGUUACAAAGCUUAUUAUUGUUGUAAAUAAGAUGGAUGAUCCUACUGUCAACUGGUCUAAAGAAAGGUAUGAUGAGAUUGAGUCAAAAAUGAUUCCAUUCUUGAAAUCGUCUGGGUACAAUGUCAAGAAAGAUGUUAAGUUCCUUCCGAUCUCUGGGCUUUUGGGUUCAAAUUUGAAAACUAAAAUGGAGAAAAGUGUAUGCCCAUGGUGGAGUGGUUCCUGUCUUUUUGAAGUCCUGGAUUCUGUCGAAGUUCCACCUCGAGAUCCUAAUGGUCCAUUGAGAAUGCCUAUUAUUGACAAAUUUAAAGACAUGGGAACUGUCGUUAUGGGUAAAAUUGAGUCUGGAAGCAUACGUGAAGGUGAAAAUCUACUAAUUAUGCCAAAUAAGGCUUCUGUAAAAGUUCUUGCCAUAUUCUGUGAUGAAGACAGAGUAAGGCAAGUUGGUCCUGGGGAAAAUGUACGUGUUAGGUUAUCUGGAGUUGAGGAAGAUGACAUUUUGUCAGGCUUUGUCUUGUGCAGUGUUGCAAAACCCAUACCUGCAGUUACUGAGUUUGUCGCACAGUUACAGAUCCUUGAGCUGUUGGACAAUGCUAUUUUUACUGCUGGAUACAAAGCUAUAUUGCACGUCCAUUCGGUUGUUGAGGAAUGCGAGAUUGUUGAACUGAUGCAGCAGAUUGAUCUAAAAACAAAGAAACCUAUGAAGAAAAAACCUCUGUUUGUAAAGAAUGGCGCUAUUGUUUUAUGCCGUGUUCAGGUGAAUAAUAUGAUAUGUGUAGAGAAAUUCUCCAACUUUGCACAACUUGGACGAUUCACUCUUCGCACUGAAGGGAAAACUGUUGCUGUGGGGAAAAUUACUGCACUGCCUACUGUUGCUGAUAAUGCAUAAACAACUUAGUGACUCAAAAGGGGCCUAGUUAAGUCGAGCUUACAAGGUUUUCAUUGCACGCCGCUAGAGCAGUGGCAGCAUAGACGUGUGGUCCUCUACAGCAUUUAUUGGAACAGAAUUUGGUCCAUCGUUCAGAUAACACACAUAAAUGUUCAUCAGUUUGGUGUCUCCAUAGCGUGGUAUUGUUUCUGGUUUUUGUUAUUUUCACCUCCAUCCAAUGAUGUAUUGUUAUCUAGAAUGAUAGCCAGUAUGAGGCUAUUUGGUUAUACACUUGUGCCCAUCAUGACUUACCAAAAUUUUGGUUUUGAAACUUAAGCUCAGGUGAGCUGCACAUCCGUUAUUCAAUUCUUGAGACUGACUGCGAUUAGUUUAUUGAGCUGAUCUUUAUAUAAUCCAGGCUUACCCAAA
This is a messenger RNA of Lycium barbarum (goji berry), 2154 nucleotides long. RefSeq lists its product as uncharacterized. The record is from RefSeq and is a predicted model, not a curated record. Bases 139 to 1746 code for a protein of 535 amino acids. Lineage: Eukaryota; Viridiplantae; Streptophyta; Magnoliopsida; Solanales; Solanaceae. Gene Ontology annotation, molecular function: GTP binding; translation release factor activity; GTPase activity. The transcript is spliced from 19 exons. Gene Ontology annotation, cellular component: translation release factor complex. Gene Ontology annotation, biological process: translation; nuclear-transcribed mRNA catabolic process, deadenylation-dependent decay; translational termination.